AUGCACAAGCUCCGCAAAGCUAAAGAUAUCGCCAACCAGAUCGAGACGUUCCCAUGGAAUGACAAGGCCGACCUCCAUCGUUACUUGCAACGCCAUCGUUUGGUGGAAAGAGCGAAACACCUCGAGUCCCAACUUAAGGAUUGGUACGGCGAAGGAGGUCUCAAUGAGCAGACUAGAGACAUUGGCAACUUGAUAUAUUUCAAUGCGAGGGACGCACUCAGUGACGAAAAUCUCGCGCCGAUCCUAAGAGAGCUCAAUGACACUGAGUUGUACUGGGCCUACUUGGGGAACCCAGAUGGUGUCAAAGACGAGAAGCCUGGUGCGUCCUUACCGACGCGGACUAGACUUCGAUUGUACGAGAUCUUAUGGCUACGCUACCAAGUGAUUGAUACUGCCUGGGUGAUUUCAAUGACAUUGCACGAUCUCCGACAAAUACGAAGGCUAAAGGCUCAAAUAUUGUGCUCUGCAGAGAUAUACAGCUACCAUAAACUCACCUACCCGCUUCAACUACUUGUUAACGCAAUAAGUCUCAAUGCCGAGCGUAUAAUGCUGGACUACUUCCAUCUCAGACGCAUGUCGGGACUUUUCUACAAGCCCUCAUCGCGACGGCUGACAAAGCUAUUUUAUGAAAGCGCAUUUCUCUUCCACGGAGCGAAACUGCGUUGGUUGAGCAGAAUUGCUAUCCGUGAUGUGCGACGCAACCUUGAAGAGCUUGCGGCGUCCCCUGUCCAAAGGGAGGUGUUUUUAAAACUGGGACCUUUGAUUGCACACAACCGAGCUUUCGUGGGCCUCCAGAACUCUUACAAAGGUCUCUUAACACUGCUCAAGAUCCCCUCUCGAUCUCCACCGGCUCGACUGCAGAUGAAGAUUGAAGAAGCUCAUGACCAUCUCUCCGAUGCUCAAAGAGAUAUUCUGCUUUUGACUGAGUUCGCUAUGCUCUGGUCUGGUGUUCGCAAGAUAUGCUUGGAUAACCUGAACCCUCAGCGAGAUUGUUAUGUGCCAACUCUGCAGGUUGAUCCUGCUCUGGCAUCUUCGUUCCUGCCCCGUCACAUUGUUAUACGGCCUCAGAAUGCUGUUCAUUACGUUGCCCCCUGGCGAACUCCUAUAUCUCUCUAUCCACUCGGUACACCAAUCCCAAUCCACUACGUUCUUACGUAUUCGGGUCUUCGGAUGGUUUUGCCACGGUUGACUGCCUGCAAGGUCCUGGGUUUCGACACUAUACAAACAGCUAAAACCCAGGGAAACCGCUUGGUUGAGUUUUUAAUUCUUGCGAGUGACCAUGAGGUGGCGAUUAUCCACAUUGCUUUAAUGAGUCAAUUGUCUCUCAUUUCAAAGGAGCCUUUCCUUGAUAUCAUGCAAAACUCUUCAAUUUUGAAGGUUGGUGUCGAUGUGGAAUUCCAGCGGCGAAUAUUGGCAGAUGGUCCUUCUGUUGAGUUAGAGGGGGCUCUCGAGCUCCGUGAUCGUCUCGGCUGGAAUGUAUCCCCUGAAGCGGGAUCUCCGAGAGACCGGGCUGGGAGUAUCAUCUCAUCGAUGGCCGCCCAAGUUUUCGGUUUCCCUUUACCCCCGGUCGACCUUUCACGGGCACUCCGAGAUUUGCUUCUAGGAACAGAAUUUCGUGCCAUCAGGAGAGUUGGGUCAAUUGAACCCCUUCAUCUCCUUACACGUAGGUUGCAAGUUCCCCUAAAGAUGUUUGUUAUUGACGAUGAUCAACAGAUCUCGCCUCACGUGCCUACGCUGCUUUGCAAUUAUAUCGAGUGUCCGCCGGUGAGAAGCUCGGCUCGAUACCCAGCUCCUCAGUUCAGUCCAACGUCGAUGAGCAUUCACUGGGUCCUGUUUUGGUCUACAGGCAGUCGGGUAUAA
Molecule: messenger RNA, 1860 nt
Organism: Cladophialophora psammophila CBS 110553
Lineage: Eukaryota; Fungi; Ascomycota; Eurotiomycetes; Chaetothyriales; Herpotrichiellaceae
Exons: 1
Coding region: 1-1860 (619 amino acids)
Molecular function (GO): nucleic acid binding
Source: RefSeq, a predicted model, not a curated record